AUGAUCGAUGAGAACCUGCCCACGUUCUUUCUCAAGAACAACUCGCAGACUCCCCAGCAGAGCACUAUAUACCACCGCCAGCAUGGAAACGACCCUGAGCCCGCAUACUCUCUCCGUUACUUGGACCCCGCUACCCCCGCGGCGCAGAACCGGUACGGCGUUGCCCUCUCCGAUCCCUACGUCCCGGACGUCGUCUACGGCGAGGUCGCCGUGAUUCCCGAAUGGACACAGCCAUCGUUGUCAGCAGAUACCAUCCGAGCCAACGGAGGCGCUCCUCCUCCUCCCGAGCCUAUCCUCCCGACCGAGUUUACCAUCCAACUGUACAACCCCGACCAGAAGAUCACCGUGAAACAUCAGCCCAAGACAUGGAACAAGCCUGCCCGGUGGGAGUUUGAGAUGCCCCAGCGCACUUUCCGGUUCCCCUCUGCCUCAACACUGGACCGAACACAGAGCGACCCGGCCGCCGCGGACGUGACACCGAAGUUACGUUUUAGUUGGCGCAAGGAUGGCAAAUUGUCAAAGGAUCUUUCCUGUCUGUUACACGGCAAAUCGUCGACGAUCCCAGAUACCCAGAAGAAAAGCCGGGAGCCUGACAUCACGGUUGCGCUCUUUCAAGGCCUGCGCGAGUUGACCCUGUACGAGCCGAAUCUUUACCGAGUGGAAAUGGAGGACUUUAAGGGAUUGGAGGUUGUCCUGCUGCUUGCCGCAGUUGCUAUUCGCGACAUUUUCUUUGGUCCCGCUAAGGAGGCAUUUCAUAUUACUCCUGGUGGACCGACCAUGGUGAAUGGGAAGCCCCAAGUGGCUGCUACUGCUGCUCCUGCUGCUGCUCCUGUUCCUGCCGGUCGAAAGAGCCCCAAGGUCCAAGCUGCCGGUGCAGCGCCCAAUGGAAAACCACCCCUUCAGAAGCUCAGCAUCCCAUCAUCCCAGUCACCUGCUCCGCAGGCCAGACGAAAACAAGAUGUUCUCGCGCAGGAGGAAGCGCGCCGAACCCAGGAGCUUCUGGCCGCGGAAAAACGGGCGCAGGAAAAGGCACGCCAGAAACGCCAGGCAGAGAUCGAUGGCGAAACGAAACGGUUGCAAAAGCUAUAUGGGAGAGAGGAGCAGCAAGUCCGGACACAGAAGCUCCAGUCAUCACCUUCAUCUCGACCAAACCUUCCCCCACGUCACAGCGGGCCUUCUCGCCCUUACUCUCACCAAUACUCCCAAUCCUACUCUUACCUCCCUCAACAAGGACCUCCUCAACCUCCCCGUAACUUGCGUCCUCAAUAUUCCCAGGGUGCACCUGUUCCCACCUUCGCCAAUGGCCCGUACCUUAAUGCGCCUGGCCGAGACCCACGGGUGCAGUCGUCGGCUCAUCUCACGGCGGCCCGGCCCCAGCCUCGACCACAGUCCACAGUGGGUUUCUACCAGGCUCCAACUAGCAGUGGAGCAUUGCAGCCUGGGGCGCAGCCGGGGAAACAGGUGCAGCCCAAGAAAAGCAGUUUCUUUGGAUUCCGGCGCAACAAGGAAGAAAGCAGUGGAGCGCGUUUGGAUAAAAAGCGGAGUUCGAUGUUUUGA
This is a messenger RNA of Penicillium argentinense, 1557 nucleotides long. RefSeq lists its product as uncharacterized. The transcript has 2 exons. Bases 1 to 1557 code for a protein of 518 amino acids. NCBI's taxonomy places the organism in Eukaryota, Fungi, Ascomycota, Eurotiomycetes, Eurotiales, Aspergillaceae. The record is from RefSeq and is a predicted model, not a curated record.